UCCAGAACGUCUCUGGGACUCGCACAUGUGCUGGUGUCGGGUUGUCGAUCUCGUGACGAUGCAAAUCCGAAGAUUUCAAGUGUAUGAGACGCGGAUGCACGUUGUACUCGCGUCUUAGAUGCGUCUCGCACCGGUGCAUGAUUUGUCUGGUGUCCGAAGAGAUCCGCUAUGGUCAGGAGAGACAGCCAAAAGAGGCAUGGAAUUCUCCGGCUGCUCUGUGCAGUCGAUAAACACUCGGCGAGACCCAUGUCGUGGAGUUCCAACUCUUUUUUCGGCCUCAUUCAUACAUUGCCAACCCCCCCGGGACAUCCGGCGAUCGCUCACACAAUGUGGGAAGUGGUUAUAAUGGGCCCGAAAAGAAGCACAACAUCAGCUCUUCGUGGCAAGUGCCACCUGGGCAGAUCUGUUAAUCAGCAACAGUUAACAAAGUUCGAGACUUCAAUACAAAUGCGCUCUUUGCAGGUAGAAAUCUCGCAAUGUUGCUUAAUUAUAGGUGGCACCGCUUAUUGCGAUCAUCGGAUAAGGAUUCUAAUAGCAGCGUCUGCGGCGACUAGAAUAGCAUACUUACGAGUCGCAGUUUGUAUCGACAGCCUGGUGAUUGCGCGCUGUAUGAAAGCGCUACAAGAGCUGAACAAACGCUGCAGGAUGUGUAGAGCCAUAUGGCGGCAGGUGCGCGCUCAAUGCGCACGUUGGCCCCUUGUUUCCUACCAAUACUCGAGCAUCGUGACACCCAAAGAGGCCAAAAAAGAGACCGCAAUCAUGUCAGACUGUCUGCAAAAGGCGGGGAGGUCGCUGAUGUUGAACAGAUGCUCGACUUCGUGAUCAGCUGGAAGACCCAGGUGGCGAGACGAACCAUUUACGGCGCCGGCUGAAAUGCAUUUCUAGCUGCACAUCUGGCGUUUUCUAGGGGCAAUACUGGCGGUGAGUGUGGGGCCCCAGUUCCACGCCGGCUCAAAUUCGUUGACCUCAAUCUCG
Didymella exigua CBS 183.55 is the source of this 975-nucleotide messenger RNA. RefSeq lists its product as uncharacterized. Lineage: Eukaryota; Fungi; Ascomycota; Dothideomycetes; Pleosporales; Didymellaceae. The transcript has a single exon. The coding region runs from base 169 to 822 and encodes 217 amino acids. The record is from RefSeq and is a predicted model, not a curated record.